Molecule: messenger RNA, 5097 nt
Organism: Arabis nemorensis
Lineage: Eukaryota; Viridiplantae; Streptophyta; Magnoliopsida; Brassicales; Brassicaceae
Source: the annotation of a GenBank genome assembly
AUGGUUGGAGGAGGAGGUGCGCAGAAGUUAACUACGAAUGAUGCGCUUGCGUACCUUAAAGCCGUCAAGGAUAAAUUCCAGGAUAGACGUGAAAAAUAUGACGAGUUUCUUGAGGUCAUGAAGAAUUUUAAAGCUCAGAGAGUUGAUACAGCUGGUGUCAUAACAAAGGUAAAGGAACUCUUCAAAGGGCACCAAGAGUUGAUUUUGGGUUUCAAUACCUUUUUGCCAAAGGGUUUUGAAAUCACACUCCAACCCGAGGAUGGGCAACCUCCACAGAAGAAACGCGUUGAGUUCGAGGAAGCAAUUAGUUUUGUUAACAAGAUUAAGGCAAGAUUUCAGGGCGAUGAUCGUGUAUACAAAUCGUUUUUAGACAUCUUAAACAUGUACAGAAAGGAUAGCAAGUCCAUCACUGAGGUCUACCAAGAGGUUGCCAUCCUAUUUCGAGAACAUACUGAUUUGAUUGUGGAGUUUACUCACUUUCUGCCUGAUACUUCUGCGACGGCCUCUAUUCAUUCUGUUAAAACUCCAGUUCGUGACAGAGGGAUAAUGCAUCAAAUGAACUCUGAUAAGGUUCUUCUCAGACUUUGUUUUAUCAAGGACCGGAUCAUUAGUGCAGAGCAUACUGACAUAGAGCGUGAGAGACCUUUGAUGAGAGAGAAUAAAGAACAUAUGAGGGUUAGUGACAAGAAAAAUGAGCAUAAGGAUGCAAGAUAUUUCAAACCUGAUAGCCAAAAAGAACAGUUUCUCAACAAGAAGCAGAAACUACAAAUUAGAGGCGAUGAUUCGGCUGAUAUUUCCAAUCAAGUCAGGGAAGGAGACAAAUUUUCUGGAGCAGUUCCUAGUUCAUCUACUUAUGGUGAAAAAGGUGCCGUGAAAAGGUAUAAUCAAGAGAUAGCUUUUGUUGAUAAAGUUAAGGAAAAGCUUAAUACCUCGGAGUACCAGGAGUUUUUACGUUGUCUUAAUCUCUUUUCAAAAGAAAUAAUCAGCCAACCAGAAUUGCAGUCUUUGGUAGGAGAUUUAAUUGGCGUAUAUCCAAACCUCAUGGAUUCCUUUAGAGACUUUUUGGUGCAAUGUGAAAAGAAUGAAGGACUGCUUUCUGGUAUUGUGACUAAGAAAUCCUUGUGGUCUGAAGGCAAACAUCCUCAAACGUCACCGGAAGAUGAUAGGGAGGUAGAACAUAAGAGAGAUGGAGGGACAAGAGACAGAGAUAAUGACAAGGAGAGGCUUGAAAAAGCAGCCGCAAAUCAGAAAUGGGCAAAGCCGAUCAGUGAACUAGAUCUCUCAGACUGUGAACAAUGCACUCCUAGUUAUCGGUUACUUCCAAAGAAUUACCCAAUUUCUAUUGCAAGCCAGAAGACAGAGCUUGGUAACCUGGUGCUCAAUGAUCACUGGGUGUCGGUCACAUCAGGAAGUGAAGAUUAUUCAUUUAGCCACAUGCGCAAAAACCAGUAUGAAGAGAGCCUCUUCCGAUGCGAGGAUGACAGGUUUGAGCUAGACAUGCUACUAGAGUCCGUGAAUUCUGCUACAAAGCACGUGGAAGAAUUAUUGUCAAAGGUUAAGAGUAAUGAUCUGAAGACCAACAGCCCUAUCCAUGUCGAAGAUCACCUCACAGCUUUAAACCUAAGAUGCAUAGAACGGUUAUAUGGUGAUCAUGGGCUUGAUGUGAUGGAUGUGUUAAAGAAGAACGUGUCUCUUGCUUUACCCAUUAUCUUAACUCGUCUGAAACAAAAGCAAGAAGAGUGGGCAAUGUGUCGUUCUGAUUUUAACAAAGUCUGGGCUGACAUAUAUGCCAAGAACUAUUACAAGUCACUUGAUCAUAGAAGUUUCUACUUCAAACAGCAGGACUCAAAGAAUCUGAGCAUGAAAGCAUUGUUGGCAGAGAUAAAAGAGAUUACUGAAAAGAAGGGAAAGGAGGAUGAUUCACUUCUUGCUUUUGCAGCCGGAAAUAGACAUUAUGUUUCCCCUGAUUUGGAGUUCGAUUAUCCGGAUCCUGACCUUCAUGAAGAUCUUUACCAGCUGAUCAAGUAUUCGUGUGCAGAAAUGUGCUCUACCGAACAGUUAGAUAAGGUAAUGACUAUUUGGACAACCUUCUUGGAACAAAUAUUUGGUUUUCCUUCACGUCCCCAGGCUACUAUAGACCGAGAAGACGUUGUCAAGUCCUCGAGCCAGGAUGUAAAAAGUGGUAGUGCAAAUAUUGAUGAGGGUGAGGGAAGUCCUCACAAUUGUGCUAGUGUUGCCGACUCUAAGCGCUCGAAGGCAUCUCGAAAAAUUAAUGAACGUAAUCAGGUGGGACAAAGUAGUACUUCGGGUAGGGAUGGCAUUACUGGGAGGACCCCAGACGCCUUGUGUGACACUGCUGAUCUUGAGAAAAUGCAGAAGAAUGUAGCUACGCCUAAUGAAAGGCCUGAAAGUAAACAAGCUAUUUCUAUUGAGCGUGUACACAAUUCGACUGCACUCUCUGUGGAUGGAUUAUUAGACCAAAGUAAUGGAGAAAGUAGCAUAGUACACAUGGCAGGGCUGUGCAAUAAUAGUCUGAAGCCUAGUGGUGUGACCAGUGGAACAGAGUUGGAGUUGAAGAUAACUGAUGGAAAUGGGCCAAAACUAGAGGUUGGUAACAAGAAAGUAUUGACAAAUGGGAUCUCGGGAGAUAUAACAAGUAAUCAAGAGAUGGCGGGGACAUCCAAAGUUGAAAGAGAAGAAGGUGAACUUUCUCCUAAUGGAGACUUUGAGGAAGAUAAUUUUGCAGUUUAUGCAGAAAGUGGUUUGGAGGCCAUCAGCAAAGCGAUUGAUAAUGCUGGAAAUAAGUUAGACCAAGAAAAGGAACCGUGUUGUCUGGAGACAGUGGCUGAGAAUGAUGGUGAAGGUGAUGAAAGUGCCGCAAGAUCAUCAGAGGACAGCAGAAAUGCAUAUGAGAAUGGUGAUGUUUCUGGAACAGAGUCUGGUGGUGGUGAAGAUCAGGAGGAUGAUUUGGAUCACAAUAACAAGGGAGAUAGCGAAGGCGAGGCUGAAGAUAUGGCUGAUGCACAUGAUGCCGAAGAAGAUGGGUCUGCCUUACCCUUUUCAGCACGAUUCUUGCUGAAUGUAAAGCCCUUAGCAAAAUAUGUUCCUUCAGAUUUAGCUUUGCACGACAAGGACAAAGAGUCUCUGAAAAACCCCCAAGUCUUCUAUGGGAAUGAUUCGUUUUACGUGCUUUUCAGGCUUCACCGGAUGUUGUACGAGAGAAUACUAUCAGCAAAAGUUAACUCAUCAUCCCCGGAAGGGAAGUGGAAGACCUCAAAUACCAAAAAUCCUACCGAUUCCUAUUCCAGAUUCAUGGCUGCUCUCUACAACUUAGUUGAUGGCACAUCUGACAAUCCAAAGUUUGAAGAUGACUGCCGAGCUAUAAUCGGGACCCAGUCUUAUGUUCUCUUCACAUUGGAUAAAUUGAUCCAUAAAUUCAUCAAACAUCUCCAAGGAGUAGCAGCUGAUGAGACGGACAACAAACUUCUUCAGCUAUAUGCAUAUGAGAAAUCCAGAAAGCCUGAAAAAAUUGCUGAUGGUGUUUAUUACGAUAAUGUCCGAGUGCUCCUCCCAGAUGAGAAUAUUUAUCGUAUUGAAUGUAAAUUAUCAACGCCAGCCAAACUCUCUAUUCAGCUUAUGUGUGACGGUCUUGGUAAGCCCGAUGCGACAGCUGUAUCCAUGGACCCGACUUUUGCAGCUUAUCUCCACAAUGACUUCCUCUCCAUAAAACCGAAUGCAAAGGAGAAUCCCAGGAUCUAUUUAAAGAGGAACAAGCGUAAAAUUGGUGGUGAGGAUGAACAGUUAUACAACACAGAUGGAGUUAAGAUUAAAAAUGGGCUGGAGUGUAAGAUAGCCUGCAGUUCUUCAAAGGUCUCCUAUGUAUUAGAAACAGAAGACUUAAUGAAGAGAUCGGAGAUGGCUCUCUCACGACUUUCUUCGCGAUCUAACAAUUUCCUCAAACCGGUGGCCACCGCUUUACCGUCUUCGAUUCGCCGCCAUGUUUCCACGAACAUAUCGCCGAUCACAAUCGAAACCGCCGAUCCUUUCACAGCGCAUCUAUGCGAAGCACCGUCACGCGCCGUCGAGACUUCGUCGGAGGAGAUCCUCUCUUUCUUCCGUGACAUGGCUCGGAUGAGGAGGAUGGAGAUCGCCGCCGAUUCACUCUACAAGGCGAAACUGAUCCGUGGGUUCUGCCAUUUGUACGACGGUCAGGAGGCUUUAGCUGUCGGAAUGGAGGCUGCGAUUACUAAGAAGGACGCGAUUAUUACAUCGUAUCGAGACCACUGUACUUUCAUAGGUCGUGGUGGUGAGCUUGUUGAUGCUUUCUCUGAGCUUAUGGGAAGAAAAACAGGUUGCUCUAAUGGUAAAGGAGGAUCUAUGCAUUUCUAUAAGAAGGAUGCUUCGUUUUACGGUGGACAUGGGAUUGUUGGUGCUCAGAUUCCGUUGGGAUGUGGUUUGGCUUUUGCUCAGAAGUAUUCAAAGGAAGAAGCUGUGGCUUUUACAUUGUACGGUGAUGGUGCUGCCAAUCAGGGACAGUUGUUUGAGGCCUUGAAUAUUGCUGCUCUUUGGGAUUUGCCUGCUAUUCUUGUUUGCGAGAAUAACAAGUAUGGAAUGGGAACGGCUACAUGGAGAUCGGCCAAGUCUCCGGCUUAUUUCAGGCGUGGAGACUAUGUUCCUGGCUUGAAGGUGGAUGGUAUGGAUGCACUAGCUGUGAAACAGGCAUGCAAGUUUGCCAAGGAGCAUGCGCUCAAGAAUGGACCUAUUAUCCUUGAGAUGGACACCUACAGAUACCAUGGUCACUCUAUGUCUGACCCAGGAAGCACCUACCGUACACGUGACGAAAUCUCAGGCAUCAGACAGGUGCGAGAUCCGAUUGAAAGGGUGCGGAAGUUACUCAUGACUCAUGACAUAGCUACAGAAAAAGAGCUUAAGGACAUGGAGAAAGAAAUAAGGAAAGAAGUAGAUGACGCAGUAGCUAAGGCCAAGGAGAGCCCGGUACCAGAUUCAUCUGAGUUAUUCACAAACAUAUACGUGAAAGACUGCGGACUUGUGUCAUAUGGAGCAGACAGAAAAGAAGUUAAAGUAACACUUCCAUAA